Molecule: messenger RNA, 3723 nt
Organism: Myxocyprinus asiaticus (Chinese sucker)
Lineage: Eukaryota; Metazoa; Chordata; Actinopteri; Cypriniformes; Catostomidae
Product: metal cation symporter ZIP14-like
Exons: 10
Coding region: 243-1715 (490 amino acids)
Biological process (GO): zinc ion import across plasma membrane; intracellular zinc ion homeostasis
Cellular component (GO): membrane
Molecular function (GO): zinc ion transmembrane transporter activity
Source: RefSeq, a predicted model, not a curated record
UGCUAUCUUGUGUAUGGGUAAAGACUGAAAGAAAAAAAAAAAAAAAAAAGGACUCCGGCUUCGGGUUUUUAAACGGGUUACCCCAUGUCCCUCCGUUCAUUCAGGACGACCAGUUAACGGGCCAGUGACGUGUCCACAGAUCAAGAAAUCUCAAAUUCGGCCACUUCUGUUUCUAAAGGACUCUAAAUUCUACAUAAGAUCUGGCCAGUUAAGUGAGUGCUUGACGUGUCACUGGUAGAGUCAUGACCCUGAGACAAACCAAUGGCUGCAGACAGCUGACCUUGACCCUUGGCCUGUCCCUGACUCUGGCCCUGCUGCAGUGGCCAAUAGGAGGUGUUUGUGGUCAGGAUGGACUGUCUCAAGUCCUUCAGGAACUGCUGAUGCGCUAUGGUGACAACACCACCAUCUCUGUCCCCCAGCUUCGAUCGCUUCUUGUGCGGUUAAAUGGAGGACAGAGUGGAAACCACAGCUUACAAACAAAGCCCACCAAAACCAAUACAUCCAAAUGCUUGACAGUAGACACUCUGGCAGCGUAUGGGAUGAAUGAGCAGUCCCGUAUAGAUGAACGGGGUCUACAGGACAUCUGCCCCACCAUGAUACAGCAACUGGACUCACAAGCAUGCAAGUCUCAACAGGACCAGGAGUCCGAGACCAGUCCCAGACCCUCUGAUGCCGAGGUGUGGGGGUAUGGUUUCCUUUGUGUGACAGUGAUAUCUCUGUGUUCACUGGUUGGGGCAAGUGUGGUUCCCUUCAUGAGGAAAACCUUUUACAAGCGGUUGCUGCUGUACUUCAUAGCCCUGGCCAUUGGUACUCUGUACUCCAACGCCCUCUUUCAACUAAUCCCAGAGGCGUUUGGAUUUGACCCCAUGGAGGAUUAUUAUGUGUCCAAGUCUGCUGUUGUGUUUGGAGGAUUCUACUUGUUCUUCUUUACAGAGAAAAUCCUGAAGAUGAUCUUGAAACCAAAGGACAGGGGAGGCCAUGGCCACAGUCACUUCCCUGCAGAGCGCUAUGCCAAUUCUAAUGGUGACUUGGAGGAUGGCGUGAUGGAAAAGCUGCAGAAUGGAGAGGCUGAAGCAGCGGCCUUACCCAGAGCAGAAGGAGAUAUCAGAGGGGUCGGAGAAGAUGACAAAAUGCUAAGCACAGGGACGACAGUGCAGGACUCUCAGAGUUCAGGUGGUGCUGGAACAGGUGGAUGUUAUUGGCUGAAGGGCAGGGCGUACUCUGACAUUGGUACUCUGGCGUGGAUGAUCACUCUGAGCGAUGGUCUCCAUAAUUUCAUAGAUGGUCUAGCUAUUGGGGCCUCCUUCACUGCCUCUGUGUUUCAGGGCAUCAGUACGUCAGUGGCAAUUCUGUGCGAGGAGUUUCCACAUGAGUUAGGUGAUUUUGUAAUCCUGCUAAAUGCUGGCAUGAGCAUCCAGCAGGCGCUGUUCUUUAACUUCCUGUCGGCGUGCUGCUGUUAUCUGGGCAUGGGCUUUGGCAUCCUGGCUGGAAAUCGCUUCUCUCCUAGCUGGAUCUUUGCACUAGCUGGGGGCAUGUUCCUUUAUAUAGCACUGGCUGAUAUGUUCCCAGAGAUGAACGAAGUCAGUCGUGAAGAAGAGGAGGCUGGAGGAAGUGGCUCCCUGGUCACUUUCGCCAUCCAGAACGCAGGGCUGCUCACGGGGUUUGCCAUCAUGCUUUUACUCACCAUCUACUCGGGACAGAUACAGCUUGGAUAGCAGUGGACCUAAAUCAGAACUCGGAACCUAAAGGACUAAAACUUGAGGCUUAACGUCAAACCUCCAGACUUAAAAAUGAGUCAGCUGUGCUGGCUUGUAGUUGCCCAGCUGGACUAAAUCAGGACAUGCUGUAAAUGGACAUGUUAUGGGCUUAGUUUGUGCUCAGAUUAAACCCUGGACUGUUUGAAUGAGGUUAGAAUUUUGACCAAACCCUAAACAAACUGACUCCAGUCAAAACUGACCAUUGAACGUUUCUUUAGAGUCCUCUAGAACACAGGACAUGUGGAUUGAACCUCUUCCAUUUGUCUUGAUUAGGCCUUGUCUCAUUCUUUUGUCUUAAAAGAAGCUUUAGGACACUAUUGUGUCCAUAUAAACUGUAGAUUCCACCACCCCAUUGUAUACAUCUGGGCAUUUGUGAUGGUUUAUAAUGUUCUCAUUUCUUUCUGUUAAUCAAAAAGCCUCUUUCUUUCAGAGAUGAACCUUCUACGUAUUCUUUACCAUGAAGACUGAUUUUGAUGUGUAACGCAUGGAAUGUUUCCAAAAACCUGACUUAUUUUACUGACAUCUCCCCCAAAUCUUUAGCCAAAUAUAGGUUGUUGUUACUAAUUGCAGUGCUUUAUAUGGAAAAUGUUUUGUUUUGAAGAAUUAAAAGAAAAAAAAUCCAAUUGCCUUGAGGCAAGAUUUUUAUAGAUCUAGAGAUUAUAAAAACGAGUUACCAGUAGAUGGCACUCAGAACUCUCUAAAACUGAACAGUUGUGUUCUGUAGGUCACAUUAAUGAAAGGUUACUUAGUACUGUUUCAUAAAUACAUAAGGUCUUAGUUUAGUAACAAAGAAGUAUUUGCUUACAGAUUUAUUAUCCCGGUUUCCUUUUUUCUUGUUUUUUUUUUUUUUUUUGAUUUGUUUGUUUUUUGCGUUGCACCAUUCCAUUCCCAUUUUUUUAAAUUUUUUUAUAACUAGUUUUGUUUUGCACCUCUUUGUCAAAGAAGAUGAGACCAAUGUCAGACCAGCAUUCCUUUGGAAAGAUCUGUUCUACUUCCUAACCAAAAAGCAAAAUAGAUGAUGCAAUUUUUUUAAAACCAAAUUCAAACUGCCCUUCUCAGUUUUAAUACUGAGAAUACAGUAACCUUGCAUAUUAGUUGAUGAACACACAACCAAAAUGGAUCAUUCUGCCACACCCACUUCAGCUAGUCAUUAGUGCCCUCAUUAUCUAAUUUACACAAUGAUUGCUCUGAAUUAUCAUGAUUUUUUCAAUUCAUUUCUUUUUUUAUGUGCCCAUACAGAUCUGUUCAUAUUGUAAGAAAUAAUUAGGAACUGCGAGCAAAAUCUGUGCAAAAAAGAUGAUAGAGUAGUAAUGCGAAAGUAAUACUGUAAAUCAUUCCUUAUAACUGAUCCCGUGAUGAAACCCUUUCCUCUGCUUAAAGCACAUAGUGUAGUACACUAUAUAGAGAUCUUUGCUAAUUCAGUAUCUAAACCGACAGGUCACUUAGGCUUCGAUAUAUAUGGCUUAAGAGGUUUUGAAUUUAAGAUUUAUAUUAGGAAUAUUGUUAUACAUUUAAUCUGUGAGAUAGAUGUUACAUUUUCUCUGCAGAAGAAUACAGUUUUCAAUGGGUAGGGAAAAUGUUGACAUUAUUCAGGAAUAUGAUCUUACACAUAAUCUUAUGUUCAAUAUUUAUCUAGAUCCAAUUAGAUUGUCUUUUAUGGACUGUAUCUUCCCUGUCUUUCAUAUAUAUUCUUCCAUUAUACUUCCAUUGCUUAUUAUUCAUGCUGCUGGAGUUAUAAUGUUAGCUGCUAUUGCACUACUAGACUUUUAACACUGAAACAUGCAUCCGUUGAACCUGACAUCCCAAUAUGCUGUAGUGUAGAGAGAAUAGCCAUUAGAUCAUCUUGUUCAUUAUAUGGAAGGUAAUUAUAGCUCUGUGUGGACUGAACCUUUGUAACUAAAACACUUUCACACAGUCAACAUAUUUGAGUGCAGAUUUUUUUUUCAGGGCAGUAUUUGUGCAUUUA